AGUGGUGAUGGAAAGAAAUCGCCAUCUGCAGGAGUGGGCGCAGGUGCAACUACAGGACCAUCUCGAUUUGGAUCCGGCUCUUCGAAAUCUACUCAUUCAGCCAAGCCAGACUCGCCCAAAAAAGAGAGCAAAGGGAAGCUUUUUGGAUUUGGGAAGAAAGCUUCCGCCAAGUCGCCCACAUCUCCACCACCGGUAGGCAAAUUGAAGUAG
Strongylus vulgaris is the source of this 210-nucleotide messenger RNA. Lineage: Eukaryota; Metazoa; Nematoda; Chromadorea; Rhabditida; Strongylidae. The record is from the annotation of a GenBank genome assembly.